CGACAACAUGAAAAUAUCGCAAGCAAACUCAGUGCGACAGCACCUCCCUCGCCCGGAUCCGAUUCCUGAUCGAUUUGCCGCCUCUUCCUGGUCCACCGUCUGUAGGUCCAGUGCCAGUUCCUCUGACGAAUGCAAUAAACUCGGCUUUUUAUUCCGACUGCUCAACACAGGCGAAGGAACUCAGCGAUUGUUAGAUGGUUGUAAUAUUUUUCUAACACCUCCAUCAUUUUCAUUUUUCAUCUAGUACGGCGGACCACAACUCUUUAUCGAAGCAACACGUGUAGAAGUUCUCCCGUCGAAAAUAAACCGCCUUCGUCGGCAAACAUCGACACAGAAUGGCCACCUUCGACGAGCGGAAAGCGAAAACGCUUUUGGCGAUCGACAAGUCGCCAAAGGGAAGUUUUGAUGCCCCAAUUCUGGACCUGUUGAGCUACAUCAACUCUUUACCAAACUAUUGCACGACCAGCAGCUGCUCCGGUCGUAUCGCGGUGUUUCAGCACAACAGAAAGGAACCAACGAGGAGUGGUGGAAAAAGCGUGUUUAGUAGUAAAAGUACCAGAAGAGUCGAGAAAAAGAAAAGCUCCGCUGCGGCAGCGGGAGAAGAUGAAAUGAGAACUGCGAGAACAUCUUCAGCCGAAAGAACACCUGCAACUUGCUCUUCACCGCCAGCUGACGCAGAACAAAAUGCCCGUUCGGCAGGAGAGAACGCUCUUACCACCACUACAGUCCCGUCUUCAGACGACCCCGUGGCCGACCUGGUCACGCAGCACCGUACCACGGCGAACAACGCGGAUAAGGGGGGAAGUUGGGUGUUCGUAGAUCACGAGCCGAACCAGACGGACCUGUUUACGCUCUCCUCCGUAAUCCGGCGAAAACUGCGGCAGCUGGACGAGGACACCCACAUCGAUUUUCUCUUCGAAAGCUUCGUGCUGCACGUCGAGGCGCGGGACAUUGCCUCCGCGCAGAAAUUCCUCACCCUCGCGCUGCAGUGCGGGUACCGGGAGAGCGGGAUGUGCGUUUCGGGGAAGAGCCGCUGCAUGGUGCAGGUCCGCACAAACGCGUUCGGAAUGACGGUCCCGUGCCGCGUGUCGGAUCUGGCGUUUUCCGCCGGCUGGGCGGGCGGCCGCGUCAACAAUGUGCUGCGCGGGAAAAUGGAGGAGGAGGAAAACGCGAAGGACUUGAUGUCCUUCUGGCUCUCCUCCGCGAUGGAGCGCUUCGCGAAGAACAAAGCGCGAACGGAAAAGUUCUUUGACAUGCUAAAACACGCCGGGUUUGAACGCGAUCAGGGUCAGGAAACUUCUUGUAGAGCGUCUCGAAUCGCAGAAGAAGAUCUGCACGGAACAAGUACAAGACUAAGCAGCCCAUCUUCAUUUGGAGCAGCUGCUCCAGCGGCGCCUGCGUCUGCUCCUGUGAAGGCAACAACUGGCGCUGCAAAAUCGUUGAACACAAAAUCAUCAUCAAGACUCCCACCCGCAGUCCUCGACCUCAUCAGCCGGUCCGGGGGUGCGUUGGUGUGCGAAAAGUCCCGCGCAAAAUAUUGGAAGGAUACCGUGCAGGAAAAAGGGCUUUUUGACAAGAAAUUCGGUGUCAAGUGCGUCGAGCUCGAUGUAGUUCAUCAAAAUCUGCAAGAUUAUACAACAACCGGCGAAAACAAGAUGCUCGUGGGGCUCACACCGGAGGGUGUGGAGCAGAUGAAGAAGUUUCUUAGCGCGGCACGAAGUAGUCGAAGAGCAGAGAUUGCGGAAGCACACAGAGUUGGUGGCGAAGCACAUCACGCUCUAGUUUAUUUCGACGAAGCAGAGAAAGAAAUCGACUUCUACGUCAUGGAUGCGACCGAACUACGAGCUGCGGUCAAGGAGGUCGACAGCGGGUUAGUAAAGGCAAGAAAUCAUACUAGUGGUGCCACUGCCAGCAUCUGUAAGAAUGCGGGGUCGACGACGGUAAAUGAUGUCGUUGAAGACGAAGGAGCUCCUGCACACACCCAGAAGGUCGACGCUUUACAGAGCGCGGUAACGCACGACAGUAACCAGCAACUCUGGUGCCGGGCGAGUUCUUCACGACGCGCCGCCCCCGACCGGUACGAGUGGACGGACGAAAGUUGGGAGAAGCUCAGCGAGAUAUCAAAUGUAAAAAUGUCUGGGUCUGGAAGAAUGCAACUUGUCAUGCUAAAUCUGAAUCAGGCAAAAAACUGUAUUGCAUGAUUGGCAAAAGUUCUUGUGCACUUUUGACCUAAUCGCGAGGCAGUUUCUUAUGCAGGAUAGGCAUUGGAAAGGUUUCGCAGAAUCUGUCAUGCUAUGUCCUACAUACCAGACCUCAUUGGUUAUCGAAAACCUGCAUGACAAAUCUGGCAAUCUUCCAGACCCAGACACUUUUGCAAUCCAUACGAGAGUUCCGGCGACAAGUUUUGCCCGGUCGAAUUUCUGGACUACCUGCUGUCCGCGAGAAUCACCUUUCAGCCGGCUACGCAGACAAUCUGCCAGUUUCUCUGGUGCGUUUUACAGCAAAGGGUAAGUAGAGCCAAACUCUAUUCAUUAUCCCCAGAUGAACUACAUCAAGACAGGGACAGACGAGAAGAACUACAACCAUCGACGUCCCCACCUGCGGUCUUCGUGCCCGAACUGCCUGCUUGGUACUCCGAGCUGUCCCCGCCAUCUUCAUACGAAGAUGAACAUAUUACGACGACCUCUACUGCGCGGCGGUCUACUCCACCACCGCAGUUAACCUACCAGGUGCAGGGGAAAUUUGCGUUCAUCGAGAACAUUCCCCUGGACCUGCUCCAGCGGGUUCUCGCCCCCAGCAAGACGUUCUGGCUCACUUGGUAUGCGUUUCUGGUGCGCAGACACCCACAGGUGGAGGUGAUCGGGGUGCUGGGCGAAGUGGCGGAUGACGAUUUUCGUAGCCCGAAGGGAAUCCAGCUGUUUUGUGCCGUGAGUUCUACAGUUCACCACGACCCUCGUGGGGCCGGGCUAGGGUACAACUUGAACACGUUGGAAGUCUGCUUCAACCCGGCGGGCAGGAAAGUUCUACUACAGAAUAAAGGUGGUACAACAUCAUCAGCGAUAUCAUCAACCGAAAGAAAACCAGAACUCUGUCGUCCGCACGUCUGGAACAGAGUCAGCGAAAACGGCGUCCACUACACCUGGAAUGUGCUGAAGACCAUGUUCUGCAAGGGAAAUAUCUCGGAGAAAAUCCGAGUUAGGAGCAAACAAAGAAGCGUAUCUUCGAGGGAUGAAAAUGUUAUUUUUGCUUGUUCGAACGGAGUAGAUCAACAACAUGCUCAUGGGUACAGCAUCCAUCCAGACGAGACCGUCGUGGACCUGUUCGCUGGGAUCGGGUACUGGACCCUGCCGAUCCUGAAAGAGUUAGGCGAGAAGGGGAAGGUCUACGCCUGCGAGUGGAACCCAGCAUCAGUGGAGGGGCUGAGACGCGGGUAUGCGAUGAAUUUCCCGGCGGAACAAGCGAAGAGCAGCUCCUCGUCCUCGACGAAUAGGAAUAUUAAACAGAGGCUAACGAUUCUCCAGGGCGACUGCACGGUCGUCGCGCCGAAAACCGUCGCAGACCGGGUCAUCCUCGGUCUGUUGCCCGACACGGAGAAGUUUCGACGAACCGCGGCCGAGUGUUUGAACUGGGAGGAGAAAACCAGAGUCAAGAAACUGCACAUCCACCAAAACUUACGGGAAGACACAGAUUUUGCUGCUUAUUCUUCGAAAAUCUGCCAGGACUUCUUGGUCUUGCAGAAGGAAACUCGCGAGAACGAGUAUGGUUCUGACGAAAGUUACUGCGACUUCGAGGUGAAGGUAGAGCAUAUUCAGCGAGUGAAGUCGUACGCGCCGCGGGUGAGCCACUACGUCUUUGACGUGGCGUUCCUGCCGAGGGGCAUGGAUGCGCAGUUGUAGAGGUCUCGAUGAUGUCCUCGCACAGUCGAUGUCACGGCAAAACUACGGAUAAAGAGGAACAAGAUGGCUCCCGCAACUACAGCCUUUCACUUCCCUGGACGACAUUGUCUUUAUUCGGCAGAACCACGAGUAGAACCGAAACCGAUUGACAUUGUCAUUGAAAACCACGUGCACGCGGUUGUUGUCCUCUGACUUUAGGAUUGGCAACAACUGUGGAUGGUAGUACCGCGACC
Molecule: messenger RNA, 4129 nt
Organism: Amoebophrya sp. A120
Lineage: Eukaryota; Dinophyceae; Syndiniales; Amoebophryaceae
Source: the annotation of a GenBank genome assembly